Molecule: messenger RNA, 2034 nt
Organism: Hydatigera taeniaeformis
Lineage: Eukaryota; Metazoa; Platyhelminthes; Cestoda; Cyclophyllidea; Taeniidae
Source: the annotation of a GenBank genome assembly
AUGCCUCAGGUGGGGCAUUUUGUGUCUCCUGUCACUUUGUCGAGCCAACCGCUUUAUUUUGGAAGUCCUGUUGUCCUUCCUCCUUCUCAGCUAACUGGUUCGCUUCCUUUAAGCGGCAACUUUAGCUCGCAAGCACCUGUGUCGGUUCCAUUUCCCCCUCAGGAUUUUACUAAACCUUCUAUUCUUCAUUCGGGUAGUCCCAAACUCAUUGAUAAUACUGCGUCUGUACAUGUUUCUCGCGAACAUGUUGGUGUUCACAAUGAGGUUAGAAGUGCUUCUCCCGGACCGACGGAUACCAUCAUCAGCAUUAAAAACUGGGUUGCCGUCAAUCUUGAGGAGGAUGGUGAGUGUCGUAUUGCUGGGCACUCUACUAAGAGCGGUCAACUCAUUUGUUCGGAGAGAAUUAUUUUCGUUAAUGAUCGUGGGAACGUUGUCUCUGAUGGGAAAAACUUGUUUAAAUUAUGUGGGCCAAUCUCCUGGGCGUUAUAUGAACUUCAGCAUCCGCAGGCGGGGGAAAUCAAUCCCACACCACAGUUACGAAAGGCCUUUUCCAAUGGAUUUCCGCGCAAAAAUAGAGGAAGCUGGAUGAGAGCUUUGUACCGAUUUCUCUUCCACUUGACUCGACGAAAGCCAAGUUCCGGCCCUACAGAUCUAAAAUCCAUAUCAUCAAUAGAUGGGGUUAGGGAUAUGGAUGAGUCGAAUUUGGGGACAGAUGUUGAUGCAAGGUCGACUAGCACAAUGGACUUGCCCUUCCUUGUUCUCAACUCGCGGAAUCACAACUCCCGUGGAAGACGCCAUUCUCCUCGCAAAAGGCGUUCCGAAUCACCGUUUCCCUCCAAAAGUUGCUACUCUGAUUCUCCCUCUGGCACUGGGUCGAUGGGGGACGAUGAUGACCCCAUUCCGAGUGCAUCGAUCCUUUGUGAGAUUGGCAAUCGUAGCUUCCCUACUAAAGAUAGACGAACUUCGGGAUGGAGAGACCAAAUUCAUUCUUCAUCUCCAUUGACUGUUGAGACGGGAGUCCAAACUUCCAAUGAUUUUUCUUCGCCUCAAUUGACGUUGGGGGCGUCGCUUGCUGGUAGAGUGGGUCGGCGCGAUGUGGGGACAGAGACGAGCAGGACUAGAGAGCAGACUCCACUCUCCAACUGGAUGGAAAAAGAUAUGCGGUUGAAUGUGGCCUUGAGGAACGCAGAAAUUGAGUGUACGCCUUCACCGUCACCACCACCAAAGGCGUUGUCUCCUAAGUUACAUUCCCACGGAUCACACAGACGACAUUCAGAGGAGGUCGGGGUUGGUCCGUCGUAUUAUUCAGCAAAGAAGUCGGUUGUUGUCGGCAUGGAUGGCCCAGAGUUUUUAAGUGAACAGGAAAAUGAUAUGGUGGCAGGCGGCUCUAGACGUCACUCUCAUCCUCAGUGGCGGUUGAAGGAAUCAGGCCAAUCAAGAAGAGCACCACACGUGAGUGCUCUUCUAGCUUUCGUCCAAAAUUCCCGAUACUCGCUGCGCCAUCGCUUUGUGAAAAAGGGGCACAUGAAGUCGGGAAGUAAGGCGGCUCCCGCUUCCUCUGCGUUAAAUCGUAAAAUUCACAGCCGCAGUCGUGAGUCCCGGCACAGUGGACAUUACAAACACCAUCAGCUAGAACGGCAACAGGCUAAAGGCCAAACAUUGGAUCGGCGCCACCAACUCAUAACACAGCUAGGCGAGAUUAUCUACAUCUUUUCUGUCCCAGGUGUUGUGGAUGUGCGGGACCUAAAAAGGACGCGCUCAGGUCGGUUGAGUGUCCCCACCCGAGACACUUGGCAUCGACAAAAACUAGUCUUUGAUGGCGCCGAUAUCAGCGUAGAUCAUGGGGAGUACGGGAAGUCCAUGUUGGUGUUUGCGGUAAAAUCCAUAUUUUACGUCUCCUGUCAAGUAAUGCGCUAUUCAGCAGGUUGUAUCAUACGGCUGUUGGCAUUUGCAGUGAAACUUGAGGUGCGUCAAGUGUUUUCAGUUUUAUCUUUCGAAGGAAUGUACUGUCUAACUGGGAUAUCCCUCGACUAA